UCAAGCAAAGCCUAACAAGUCUGCUUCUGACGGACGACGGGAUGCCGUCUACAAGAAGAAAGACGUCUUGGACCGCAGAGCCGCGUGGUCACGUGUGGCGCUGCGCGGCGGUGAAAACUCUCUGGACGUGCCUACUGGUCGUCAGCUGGCACUGCCCGGCAGGUGUGCUGGGUGACAACUCUAGUUCUAGCAUCACUCCCUACACUUCAGCCUCCAGCACUGUGGCACCAUCCCCCACCUCUCCCUCCCCCUCCUUCUCCUCCUCCUCUCCCCACCCCUCCCCCACCUCCCUCCCUCCCACACCCACUCCAACUCCCCCGGUCUCCAAACCGUUCCUCAACUACAUGCUGAGCGGGAAGCUACAUCUGAUGAUUCAGACCAUUAACAUCUUUAUCUAUACUGGUGAAGGUGAGGGAUAUUACAACCUGACAGAGAAAGACUACCCAGCUCUGGAGUCCCAACCGUCACACCAGGUCGCAAACGUCUCCAGCUACCAGUUGAACUUCACCAAACAGUACUUCUACAACAAUACUGGCUCGUUUGUCUUCACGUUCAUACUGAAGCAGGAGCCCUCCUCCACGGACCAGAUGUGGUACAUCUCCUCAUUCACCCACAGGAACCGCACCGCGACCGACCACUCAAACUCCUCCGAUGUCUGCUCAUUCUCCUACUCUGGGAUGUCUGCCGUACACGCUCCAUCUGACCUCACCUACUUCUGCUCUGGCAUAGGGUUCAGAGGAGAUUGUGUAGACAGCGAGAUCAAAUCUGAGGUUCAGUUUUCCGGGCUGUUCAUUCAGGCCUUCCAGACCCCGAGCAGCAAAUCCACUUACGUAGACUGUGGAGCUAAAGACCACAACAACUCUAUUAUCGAUGUGGUAGUUGGUUCAGUGAUAGGAGCGACAAUUGGUAUAGCUAUCAUAAUAAUUGCGGCAACCCUGGUCAUUAAGGUAAUCGGGAAGAAGGUUCGGUGGAGGAAGUAUAACUUGCUAGAUGACUGAGUAUUAUUGUCCAUUGGUUGUGUAUAUUUAUUUUUGUGUCUCUAAACUAUUAACGUGUGCAAUUGUGUUUUUAAAGAUUACAAAUACGCACAAAUAUUUGCUGAUACAAAACCCGCACAUUAACUUGUGUGAUUGUGAUGUAACUGGUUUAAUAUUGGUCUUUGCAAAAGGGCUUAUUUCAAUGUUCUUUGAAUAACCUUUGCAAUGUGAUCUCUGUAAUAAUACAUGGGGGGACACUUUCAUGUGAGGCUUGAAUCAAUGUUGAGCUGUCGUUGGUAGUCUGCUACACUAUAAUGACAAGGUGAUGUACAACUG
Messenger RNA from Geodia barretti, 1313 nucleotides. The record is from the annotation of a GenBank genome assembly. Lineage: Eukaryota; Metazoa; Porifera; Demospongiae; Tetractinellida; Geodiidae.